AUGCCUACCUUAGAUGACAUUUUAGAGCAUAUUGGGGAGUUUGGCUUGUACCAGAAAAGGGCAUUUUUUGUCCUGUGUUUGUUUUCUGCUGCCUUCACACCCAUCUAUGUAGGUAUUGUCUUCCUAGGUUUUAUACCAGAACACCACUGUCAGAAUCCUGGGGUUGCUGAGUUAAGAGCCAGAUGUGGCUGGAGUCUGGAAGAGGAGCUGAAUUACACACUUCCAAAGAAAGUGAACCAUGGUGAAACAGUCACGAGUCAGUGCCAGAGAUACGACGUGGACUGGAACGUCACCGAGCUGGACUGCAUUGAUCCAGUAGACUUUUUCAUCACGUCUGGGAACCAAAGCAGCAUUCCUCUCAUUCCUUGCCAAGAUGGCUGGUUUUAUGAUGUCCGGGGUUCAUCCAUUGUGAGUGAGUUUGACCUGGUGUGUGAGGAUGCCUGGAAACUGGACCUGUUUCAGUCAUGUGUGAAUGUGGGAUUUUUUGUUGGUUCCAUAGGCAUUGGAUACAUGGCCGACAGGUUUGGCCGUAAAUUGUGCCUGUUAAUCACCAUCCUUAUCAAUUCCAUCUCCGGUGUUCUUGUGGCCAUUGCACCUAGCUACAUCUGGGUGGUGAUCUUUCGCUUAAUACAAGGGCUGGUCAGUAAAGCAGGAUGGUUAACAGGCUACAUCCUGAUCACAGAAUUCGUUGGCUUAGACUACAGGAGAACAGUUGGUAUAGUUUACCAAAUGGCCUUUACUGUUGGGCUCCUUGUAUUUGCUGCUAUUGCUUAUGCAAUUCCUCACUGGAGAUGGCUACAACUUGCUGUGACAUUGCCACACUUCUUCUUCCUACUGUAUUACUGGUGUCUUCCAGAGUCCCCACGGUGGUUGAUAGCCCAACAGGAAAGUGAUAAAGCUCUGAAAAUCAUAAAAAGCAUUGCCAAGGCAAACCAGAAGAAGCUACCUUCAUCAAUGGAGAAUUUACAAUCUGAGGACGAAGAGGGUGAAAAGCUACACCCUUCCUUUCUAGAUCUCGUGAGAACACCACAGAUAAGGAAACACACGCUCAUCUUAAUGUAUACUUGGUUUACAAGCUCGGUAAUAUAUCAGGGCCUCAUCAUGCACAUGGGAAUAUCUGGAGGCAACAUUUAUCUGGACUUUUUUUACUCUGCUCUUGUUGAAUUUCCAGCUGCCAUCAUACUCAUACUCACAAUUGACCGUGUAGGACGUCGCUAUCCGUGGGCUGCAUCAAAUCUGACGGCAGGAGCUGCCUGUCUUGUUACAGCCCUUGUCCCUGAAAAUCUGUAUUGGCUUAAAAUGACGGCUGCUUGCUUAGGCAGACUGGGUAUUACAAUGACCUAUGAAAUGGUUUGCUUAGUCAAUGCAGAACUAUACCCAACAUUCCUCAGGAACCUUGGGGUACUUGUCUGCUCUUCCAUGUGUGAUAUUGGUGGGAUCAUAACUCCUUUCAUUGUCUACCGCUUGGCAGAUAUCUGGAAUGAAUUGCCACUUGUAGUCUUUGCUGUGAUUGGCCUCAUCGAUGGUGGUUUGGUACUACUCUUACCUGAAACCAAAGGAAAAACUUUACCUGAAACAAUUGAGGAGGCUGAAAAUUUGUACAGGUAUAGAAAGCCAAAAGAAAACAUUAUUUAUCUUCAUGUUCAGACCUCAGACACUGUACCUCAUUAAGACAGCUUUCUCCAAGAUUUUCCCCUUGGUGAUACAUGAAGGGAAGUGGAUCAAGUGGAUGAACAACAACCCUUGUCAUCAUUCUUUAACAUUCUGUAACCCUUUGGUUCUUUGCUCCUACCCUGACUACAAUGUAUUUUAAAGGACUGUGCUGUCCUGAAGAAAAUAACAUAGACAGUGCCUCCCAGAGGCUGAAAGUGCUACAAAACAGGCAGCUUCAAGGAGCUGUACUGUUUAAGGAAACAACAAUGCUGGAAGCUGCGUAUCAACUAAAAUAAAAUGCAUCAUUGAGCCAGACAUAAGCAUUUUUAAGACUUCUUGAUUCUAAUAAGUGACAGAUGAGCAUGUGUUUAACUUUUACAUUGGCUUCAAUGAGAAGGAAAUAUGUUUAACUUUGGCCAGACUCUCUACUAAGUUUCCAACAGCAAAAGUUAGCUAAUAGCAGAUAAUCCUUUUUUUAAAGCUGCAAAUUUCUCUAAGCCCUCCAUAUCUGCAUGAUGGUUUUCCUAACCUCCCCUGAUGUAGAUUUUUUCACACUCAUAGUAAAGUUUAACCACUGCUAAUGAUAGGUGAGGUGACUAGUAGUCCUAGCAGUAGCUGCAAACCCAGUUUAGCUGAUUUAGCUCUGAAUUUUCUGUUGUAAGCGGGGAGUUGGAUUAGAUGGUUUACAAGCUCACCCAAGAGAGAGAGAAAGGAAAGUUCUGUGGCUGUGGUUGCAUAUGUUUAAAAAUAAAAAUAAAGACAAAACUGAAAACAUAAAUGACCAAAUACGAGCAAUACAACACAAGUUAAGUUUAAUGUUACGUACUGCAAAUAAAUUUCAACCAAUCAAGUCUUCAUCUUCAUCAUUGCCCCUAAGUCAUGUGACAAGUCAGUAAUCAAAAGAAUUAGACUGAUUGGUAAAUGUAUGUUUUAACAUGUAGCGUAAUCUAUAUGGUCUACUUUUCCCUCCUUUUUCUUGUACUGUUAUAAUUUGGGAUGCUCCCCUUCUUUGGUUUUGUGAAGCCCACCCACUCAUCAUUCUAAAUCUGUAGCCAUAUUAUUUUGG
Sceloporus undulatus (fence lizard) is the source of this 2719-nucleotide messenger RNA. Its product is annotated as solute carrier family 22 member 2-like. Gene Ontology annotation, cellular component: membrane. Gene Ontology annotation, biological process: transmembrane transport. The coding region runs from base 1 to 1671 and encodes 556 amino acids. Lineage: Eukaryota; Metazoa; Chordata; Lepidosauria; Squamata; Phrynosomatidae. The transcript is spliced from 11 exons. The record is from RefSeq and is a predicted model, not a curated record.